Ogataea angusta is the source of this 1497-nucleotide messenger RNA. RefSeq lists its product as uncharacterized. Gene Ontology annotation, biological process: establishment or maintenance of actin cytoskeleton polarity. Gene Ontology annotation, molecular function: protein binding. The transcript has a single exon. The record is from RefSeq and is a predicted model, not a curated record. Bases 1 to 1497 code for a protein of 498 amino acids. Gene Ontology annotation, cellular component: microtubule cytoskeleton; cell tip. Lineage: Eukaryota; Fungi; Ascomycota; Pichiomycetes; Pichiales; Pichiaceae.
AUGCACGUAGAUCAACGAAAACAAUACACGCGAAAAGAUCUGGAUCAGGACGAGGAGUUCUGGCUACAGCAGGAUUCUUUAGCCAUAGAUCUCCGGCAGAUGCCACCUACGCGACGGAAUUUCCUGCCAGACGAGAUGUCUAAUAGCUCAUCACAGGCGUCUUCAACGGUGAUACAUGCUGGCUACCAGGGGGAAGCAAAGCGUACCGUUGAAGAUCUGAAACAAGCAGUUUCUGGUACCUUGAAUACAGACCAAAUGUUUGCGGAUACAUUGAAGGCCUUGCAGAAUGAGUGUGGCGACUUGAGCGACGAUGCGGAAGAGGUGGCAGAAGCCGGAGAGAACCCGCCUGAAGAGGAUAACUAUAAUGAUUAUAUGGAGGGAAUGUUGCCAUCGCCACCUUCUUCUCCUCCACGAGAACUUGACCCUGACAGGUUAUACGCACUAUACGACUUUAGCGGACCUGAUCCAUCGCACCUGGAACUGUCAAAAGAUGACUCUGUGCUUCUGCUUGAUGAUUCCGACAGCUACUGGUGGUUGGUGAAACGAAGUUCUACCAAUCAAGUUGGAUUUGCGCCCGCGGAAGUGUUGGAGACGUUUGAGGAGCGUCUUGCAAGGCUGAAUUGCUGGAAAAAUGAGGUCAUUGAAAGACAGGAUACGACGUGCCUGUCGGUUGACGAUUUGAAAGAAUUUGAACUGAACUCGCAAAAGGUUUACUCUGGCUCCAACUUGACACUAUACGAAAACCAAAAUGAUAGCAGCAAGAGUGAUAACUCACUACUGGGCCGCAAAAGCUCGCUCAAACGUAGUAAGUCGUCAAUGCGCAAAACUGUGUCCUUUGUUCCCGAGCUUCUUCCUGAGCUAAAAGAGAUUGACGACACGAAGUCAGAGCCUGGGAGCGAUACCCAGUCUCAGCCUGCUCCUUUGACAGUCAAUAAACGAGUUAGCAACUCGAAUUUCUUGGUGAAGAAUCUCGAUGACUACCAAGAGCAUCGCAGGUUUUCGUUCCAAGAAAAUAGUCAUGAUGAUGACGAUGACGACGAAACCAGCAUACCAUCAGUUGACUCUGGCUCCUACGAAGAGUCCAAUGAUGGCAAACAGUCGGAUCAAGAUGAGCGUACCGAGUCGGCUGCCUCCUGUUCACCUACUGCCUCGACGACAGAGGUUGAUAAUUCUAAUACUACAAUUGACGAGACCGCGCAGCCGACAACUAAGCAGUUCAGAACCCUCUCAUUCCAAGAGCAGCGAACACUUUUCUUGGAAAAGAAAGAUAGCAAACUAUCUCAGAGAGAGGCUUCCAAUGACUCUACAACAUCAAGCUUAUCGCAACGCAAAAACUUGUCAAGUGUCUCUUCCGAUUCCCUAACACCGCAAGCAUCCCAAACUGAUCUGCUUAGACUCAAAACAUUGCAUCCUGUGGCUGGUGAGCUGUUCAAUCCUCUUUUCGACCAACUGGAGGUGUUGGAAAAGAUGCUUAACGAUUUUAUAAUUACUGAUUGA